Messenger RNA from Spinacia oleracea (spinach), 2012 nucleotides. Its product is annotated as beta-glucosidase 13. The transcript has 13 exons. NCBI's taxonomy places the organism in Eukaryota, Viridiplantae, Streptophyta, Magnoliopsida, Caryophyllales, Amaranthaceae. The coding region runs from base 162 to 1787 and encodes 541 amino acids. The record is from RefSeq and is a predicted model, not a curated record. Gene Ontology annotation, molecular function: beta-glucosidase activity. Gene Ontology annotation, biological process: carbohydrate metabolic process.
UCGGGUCAACCCGGUCUGGAUCAGUGGGCCAGACACUUUGAGAGUGGGGCCCCCAAUCCUUUAGUUGGAAAGUGGAAUCCUUUCCAUUAGGGAACAUUGGUAUAGAGUACGGUGCAAGAUUGCAACAUUUGAACCGGGCUAUAUAGUGUUUGAUAAACUCUAUGAAUCACUCCUCAGACAUAAAGAAGAACAACAAAAGAGGAGACAGUUUAAUGGCAAAUAAAAGAUGGCAUUGUUGCACACUACUUGAAGGUGUAAAAAUGAUUAGCAUCAUCUUAGGGUUGCUUUUUGCGCUUUGCAUUAGACAAUCUGUUGCUCAGGAAAACUACCACAAUGCUUUUCUGAAUCGUACUUCCUUUCCUCAUGGUUUCAUUUUUGGUGUUGCUUCUUCUGCUUACCAGUAUGAAGGUGCAGUGAAGGAGGAUGGUAGAGGUCCCAGCAUAUGGGAUACCUAUGUUCACAAGUAUCCAGGUAAAAUCAAGGAUGGUAGCAAUGGAGAUGUUGCCACAGAUUCUUACCAUCGGUAUAAAGAAGAUGUGAAGCUCAUAAAAGAAAUGGGAUUAGAUGCUUAUAGAUUCUCAAUCUCGUGGUCCAGGAUACUGCCAAAAGGAAAGCUAAGUGGAGGUGUCAACCGGAAAGGAAUCAGAUACUACAACAAUCUCAUCAAUGAGCUACUUAACAACGGUAUAAAGCCCUUCGUCACCCUAUUACACGGUGAUCUUCCUCAAGCUUUAGAAGACAAAUAUGGUGGCUUCUUAAGUAGAAACAUAAUAAAUGACUUUAGGGAUUAUGCAGAGUUAUGCUACAAAAAAUUCGGAGACAGGGUUAAGCAUUGGAUUACACUGAAUGAGCCACUAUUUUAUGACUUAACUGGCUAUGCAGUAGGUUAUGGACCGCCAGGUCGAUGUUCUAAAUGGCUUCAGCUCAAUUGCUCUGCCGGUGAUUCCGGAACUGAGCCGUACAUUGUGGCUCACAACCUUAUUCUUUCUCAUGCGGCAGCUGCCAACUUGUACAAGCUGAAAUAUCAGGCAUCUCAAAAGGGAAAGAUUGGGAUUGUCUUAGCGACAAAUUGGUAUGUGCCAUUAUCAAAGUCUAUACAAGACCUCGAUGCUACUCAACGAGCACUCGACUUUACAAUUGGGUGGUUCAUGGAACCUUUUACAAGAGGAAAUUAUCCCGAUAGCAUGACUUCUUUAGUCAAUGAUCGAUUGCCAAAGUUCACAACAGAGCAGUCAAUGACAAUAAAAGGAUCUCUUGAUUUUCUAGGACUCAAUUAUUACACUGCUUCGUAUGUAGCGAAUACUCCACCAUCAUCUCUCAAUGGCUCAAGAACGAGAUUAAGCUACCUCUCAGAUUGGCUUGGUACCUAUACAAAUGAGCGGCAUGGAGUUCCCAUCGGUCCAAAGGGUGCUUCUAAUGGGUUUAACAUUUAUCCAAGAGGGAUAAGGGAUCUUCUGCUUUACAUGAAAAGGAAGUACAAAUCACAAGUGAUAUAUAUCACUGAAAAUGGAAUUGGUGAGCAGAAUAACUCCACAUUAUCACUUGAAGAGGCCCUCGUUGACACGAUAAGGAUAGACUACCAUUACCACCAUUUGCGUUUCCUAAGAGAAGCAAUUCAAAAUGGUGUUGAUGUAAGGGGAUACUUUGCAUGGUCACUGCUGGACAAUUUUGAAUGGAGUUUAGGUUACACAAUCAGAUACGGGAUCAGUUAUGUCGAUUUCAGAAACGGAUUGAAGAGGUACCCUAAAAGCUCUGCUUUUUGGUUCAAAAAAUUCCUGCAUAAAUGAGUUCAUCUGAUUUUCUAUAUGUAUUUCAGACAUGCAUUAUCCCCUAGUUGUGUAUUUUGUUUUGCCACUCUUUAGAUGUCUUACUCAAACAGUCAGAAUCUUAUAAACUGGCAAUUUGUACCAAACUUCCAAGAUUUCUGCUACUGAAUGUACUCUUGCCUGAUAAUCUGACGGCAUGUAUUACAAGAAAAACCAAUUCUUACUAAUGAAUUAGUAUGAGUUGAA